UACACCUACCCCACUCUCCCACUGGUUCCCCUUUCACUCAUCGUAUAUAACUAUAUAUUAUACGACAAGCACAAAGCCUGCUACUCCGAGCUUCUUUGACAUCUCAAAAAUGGAUUCUGAAGCAGAAGCAGUGAUCGAGUUUCUAGGGGACGUGCCCGCGCUUCAGAGACUUCCGAGCUCGUCUAUUAGGAAAAUUGCUCAACACGUUAUCGUUAAACAUCAUAAUUCUGGAGACUAUGUGUUCAAAGAAGAAGGGGAAUCUGGGGGUGGAACUUACUUUAUUUGGGAGGGCGUGGUGGAAGUCUCCAGUCAAUUUCCUGAAAGUAACCAUGAUUCUCAAGUUUUCGAGUGGAAAAAGUUUGAUUACUUCACCCAAAGUGAAUGUGGUGGUCAAGAUGUGAUUGCUUUGACUAAGCUGACCUACUUAAUGCUACCCUACAAAUAUAGUGACUUGAUGAAUCCAAAAUCAAUUUGGAGUGCAGAUAUGAACCUUGAGACAUGGGCACCUGUGGAACACAUAUUGUCCUUGGACCCACUGGAUGUGAACACAUUCAGAGGAGUCACCUUAAAAGGAGCUCCAAAAUCUGCUAAAGUGUAUGGAGGCCAGUUUAUGGGACAGGCAUUGGCUGCAGCAUCAAAAACGGUUCAUUUUCUUAAGAUUUUACAUAGCUUUCAUGCUCACUUCCUUCUUCCAGGGGAUGUAAAUGAGUUUCUAAAGUAUAAUGCUGGAAAAGGAAGAAAUGAAAUUCCAAUUAUAUAUGAAGUUGAUCGGGUACAUGAUGUGCAUAAUCUUGCUACAAGGAGGGUGAAUGCAGUACAGAAAGAGCGAAUUGUCUUCUUUUUGAUUGCUUCCUUUCAUAGGGGAGAAGAAGGUUUUGAUCACCAAGAACCAACAAUGCCUUCUGUGCCUGACCCUGAAGAGCUUUUGCCAAAGAAUGGAUUAGAAGAGGGUGUUAAGCUUUCACGUCAUCAUCUCAGGAGCCAAGUUUCCACUCCAACUUUUGUCCCAUGGCCUACAGAAAUCAGGCCUUUGGAUCCUAACAUUUAUACCCGCCACACUACACGCCCUGCAAGUGUGAGUUACUGGUUGAGAGCAAAAGGUAGACUUCCAGAUGACCAGGCUUUGCAUAGGUGUGUAGGGGCAUACUACUCGGAUCUGCUAUUCAUUCAAAUCAGUCUAAAUCCACACCGCAGAGAGGGCAUGCUUCCAUCUUCUAUUAGUCUCGACCAUUCGAUGUGGUUUCAUAGGGAUUUUAGAGCUGAUGAGUGGUUACUAUACGUGAUUGAUAGUCCUACUGCUUACAAUGCAAGAGGCUUUUCACGUGGUCAAAUGUUCAAUAGAAAGGGAGAGCUUGUAUUGUCCGCAAUGCAGGUGGGAGUUGUUAGGAAAAUAAUAAACACACAAAGCUCUAUUUCUGCUACUGCUGCAUCCAAGCUAUAAUUAAGUCCUCUAAACAAGCUGUUGUAUCAAUCAUGAUUAUUUUUUCUCUAUUGGAAUCCGUGAUAAAAAUCACAAUUCACAAAGUUUAGGCUCAUCUACAUGUUACGUGCAUUGUCGAGGGAUCAAUGUUGUAAAUAAGCAUACGUUAAUAAAUAUGUUGAAGCUGAAAAUAUUGUUUAAAUAUACCAUCAUUUGUCACAA
This is a messenger RNA of Lactuca sativa (garden lettuce), 1642 nucleotides long. RefSeq names its product acyl-CoA hydrolase 2. NCBI's taxonomy places the organism in Eukaryota, Viridiplantae, Streptophyta, Magnoliopsida, Asterales, Asteraceae. Gene Ontology annotation, molecular function: fatty acyl-CoA hydrolase activity. The record is from RefSeq and is a predicted model, not a curated record. Gene Ontology annotation, biological process: acyl-CoA metabolic process; fatty acid catabolic process.